CCUUCUCUGCUCUACCCUUACCCACGCCUCCAUCCUCCACGACAUCUUUCAUUGCAAUCUGUAUGCUCCAAAAGCAAUCCUGCACACCCUCAUCUCCGUACCCAUCAUCUAACCGAGCGAUCCUUAAAUAGGUGCUCACAUUCUCUUAAAAUCGCCAUACCAUUUCCGGGUCGUUGACCCUGCUCGCUUUAAUCAUGUCUGAAUUUAUCGGGUUAGUUCCCCAUCGCUUUGUUUGGUAAAUCAUUAUAGAAAACUCGAACUAAACCAUCUGCCCCUCUAUAUAGCUCCCGGAUCUCCUUGAUCUCCAGGAGCGAUAUCCGGUAUACACUCUUCUGCUUGCUUGCGUCGGCCGCUUAUUUCCUUCUUCUCCGAACUGACCAACCCUCCUCUCUCGCUAAUUAGCUAUGUCGGCCGUCUCCAUGACAUCAAUUCCGAAAAUCACACCGUGGCCCUAGAACAAGUUGUUUCUCACGGGACGGAAGGUAGACGCGGCGAUCCUACUAAGGAAAUCGCUGGUUCAGACAAUGUCUACGAAUAUAUCGUUUUUCGCGGUGGCGACGUCAAGGAUUUAAGGAUCGAGGAGACUGCACCCCAGCCACCGCAGCCCCAGGUGCCUGAUGAUCCCGCCAUUCUAGGGGUAUGUUGUUUGGAGAAUUAUUGUCUUUUGUCCCCCACCCCCACUUCCACCCCCCCCCCCCCCCGCUGCGGGGUUCUGAGACCUGGUUUUCGUUUUUGCAUGUUUUAAGCCGGAGGGUGUAUUGCCUUCUCUCGAGUUUUAUCGAUAUAUUGCCGUUCAAUCGAGCCAUUCGACCGUACCUUCACACUGCGGUAGCUAACCUGGUACUACUAGAGCUCAACUCGCCCACCUCCCCCGAGCUAUGCCCAAGGGAACCAGCCGCCUCCCAACCAGUACCAACAAAUGCCGCCGUACUAUUACCCCCCUCCCCCGGCCCCAGGGUCGCUAUGGUUCCAGUCCAUACCAACAGGGAGCUAUGUAUGGCGCCUACCCACCCCCUCAAGGUCCCCAGCAACCAGGGCUAGGACAACCUCCUGCCGGCGUGCCCCAGGCUCAACAACAGCCUGCUCAACAACAUCAGCAGAAUCAGGCCUCCCAGCAGCAAGGCCAAGCCCAGGCUCCCCAGCAAGCUCCAUCGGUCCAGCAACAGACUCCCACUCAUGGUCCCCAGAAUAGAGCGCCACCACAAGCCCCAAUCGGGCCGGCUGCUAACCGUCAGCAACACACCCAACAACCAAUGAAUCGCGGUCCUACACACCAAGUCCCAAGUGCGCAAAAUUCUGUAGCUCAAUCCCAGCUACCCGCGCACGCUAAGAUUAACGAGAGGCAGGCGCCUCUUGCCUCUGCGCAACAAACUGCGAGCGAUAGCUCCAAACCCCCGACUCCUCCCGAGGAUAGUGAAACUAAAUCAGCACCCCCGGCUCCUGUGACGCAAAAUGCUAGCAGAGCACCAACCGGACCUAAAGCGCAUGGAGGAAUUGUACCGGCACUUCCCCUACCUUUCCAUAACAGGCCUCCACGCUCCCCAGCGCCUUCUUCGUCCCAACCCGGAACCCGCAACGCUCAAUCUACUGAGGCUUCUGCAUCCACCUCUACCCGCAACGAUACCAAUGCCGCCGUCCAAGAUCUAGCUAACAAGGUUAACCAGUUGGCAAUGAAGACCGCUGUUCCUGCUGGUAAUAACGUGGCAGGGCCUGCGCCUGCUUUAAACGAUACGAAUGGUGGUCCUAGUGGGGAACCGCGCCCGGCCCGUGGACCGGGCACUGGCGGGUUUAUUGCUCGUGGGGCUUCCCGCGGAAGAAGCUAUCGUGGCGGUUUCCAAAGCAAUCAACUUCGUAAAGUUGAAGUUCCCAGUACUGAUUACGACUUUGCAAGCGCGAAUGCGAAGUUUAAUAAACAAGACUUGGCUAAGGAGGUCAUCGCAGGUGGGGAAGACGAGAGAGUUGCUCAUCCGGAGACUCCGGCCAAUGGCACUAAUGGAUAUGUAGAUGGGAAUAACAAGGACGAAGUUGUCAUUCCCCCCGCAAAAUUCUACAACCCUUUUUCCAGCUUUUUCGAUAAUAUAUCGUGCGAGAACAAAGAACGCGCGGAAGCCAAGGAAGGAGAGAAACCCAGGGGUGGGGCAGUCUGGAGGGGUGAGGAGCAAAAGAAGAACCUGGAAACCUUUGGUCAGGGAAGUGUUGAUGGUGGGCCCAACCACUACGGACGUGGAUGGAGAGGAAGGGGCAGGGGAAGGGGUAAUUACGGACGUGGGAGAGGCGGAGGUUACGGUGGAUCGUAUAAUCGAGGCGCAUAUAGGAGACAAUCGCAGGUCCAGCAGCAGCAACAAGACGGAGGAGCAGCAGCAGCUGGUGAUGGCGAUAAUUAA
This is a messenger RNA of Tuber aestivum (summer truffle), 2384 nucleotides long. Lineage: Eukaryota; Fungi; Ascomycota; Pezizomycetes; Pezizales; Tuberaceae. The record is from the annotation of a GenBank genome assembly.